This is a messenger RNA of Apis mellifera (honey bee), 4157 nucleotides long. RefSeq lists its product as uncharacterized. Bases 847 to 3666 code for a protein of 939 amino acids. Gene Ontology annotation, biological process: positive regulation of protein localization to plasma membrane; positive regulation of voltage-gated calcium channel activity; skeletal muscle contraction. Gene Ontology annotation, molecular function: protein binding. Gene Ontology annotation, cellular component: extrinsic component of cytoplasmic side of plasma membrane. The record is from RefSeq and is a predicted model, not a curated record. The transcript has 15 exons. NCBI's taxonomy places the organism in Eukaryota, Metazoa, Arthropoda, Insecta, Hymenoptera, Apidae.
GAUUGGUUCAAUUACUUAAUCCUCCGUAGGGGAAAUCCACUGCAAUUUAAUACGUUCAACUUUUUCACCACCGCGCAAGAUAAGCUUUUUAUUUCUGGUUUUUUAAGGAAUUUCCUUAAUCCAAACGGAUGUUAUUAAUCUUUUGAAAUUGAAGAAGUACUGGUAAAACAGAUUUAAAUCUGGAGACAAUUUACAUGAUGGCACCUCCCUCGAAUGAUAGAAAUAAGAAGACAAAUAAGAAGAAGACAUUUUUAUCCAGACACGUUGAAUAAGUCGUUUACAUUGUAAACAGAGUGUUCCUCGUUUCACUGAACAAACACAGUGAGCCUUAACCAAGUUAAAACAAAUCUCGUUAAUAAUUCAUGAACCAUGGCACGACGAUUAUUUAAAUAAAUACGGAAUUGGAUUCCAGGCUGAAAAUAUCCAUUUAUUCUUGAAGGGAUCUAUCCUACAAUUGGGAAAUAUAAUCUUGCCAAGAAUCCCAAGCCGUUCCAUGAGAGUGCGUCGACCCCCAGCGCGGCACCAGCCCUCCCCAUAACCAUCCCCUGGUCGAGGGAUCCAUCCGUCCAUACCGCGGAGUGGGAAGAGAAGGGAAGAAUAGAAGAAGAAGGCGGAGGGUGGCUGGCGUGCCAAGAAGAUGCGACUGUUCGCGUGGCCUGGCAGCGUGACUCGCGGUGGACUCAUAAACGAUGAAUUGGCGGGCAGCGAUGUUGUUGGCUCGGCCGAGAGACGCGGGAGAAGCAGCGGAGGAGGCAGCAGCAGCAGCAGCAGCAGCCAGGGCAGCCAGGGAAUCGGUAGAUCGGGCGCGCGAUCGGGCGAGCACCGCGGGGAAACCAUCCGCUUGGCAUGUACGUCAUCUAUCCGGCAGACGAGUUGCUGCGUAUCUAUGAGUGCCCGGAACCCCGUGAUGAGCCCCCGUGUUCCACUGUUCGUACGCCACUGUUGACCGUUGACGGUGGGGAACGGCGUAGCGGUUGUCAAGCGGCCGUGAUCGCUGUGAACGCGGCCGAGAGCGCGGGUAAGCAGCGCCACGAGGGCGACGCGAGGAAGGGGAGGAGGCGCGACGGGCGCACGACGCGAAGGGCGAGAAGGGCGAGCAAGGGUAUCCGCGGCGAGCAACGCGUCACCGCACGGACAAUGCAAAACAGCCGCGCUGCCGCCGCCGAGGAUCCCGGCAAUCCUCUCAAGGAUCUCACCCAGCCGGGGCUCAAUGAGCCGCUCAAGCAGCACAAUGCGGCCACCCUUAAGCUGGUGCAGACCGUAUCAGAGUUCGCUCAAGAGUUGGGCGCUGCAAUGGAGAGCCAUUCGGCGAACGUACGACGGCUGGUCGACGAAUUUCGUAGCCGAUCCGGGGAGACCAGAGUCGAUUCGGGAGGAAUGCGCCGAGUUUGGGAAAGUUUACUGCGCCAGGUACAAUCGGAUGCAGAAGCUCACUUAGAUUUGGCUGCGGUCCUCCAACAGCAGCUGUCCAGACCCACCUUGGAAGCCAGCUUUCAUCGUAAAGUCCAGUCUAAAAAGGUAUUUUCUCAUAGAGAAGCUUAUGAACAGGUGGUUUCCAAGGCCGAGGAGAAAUUGCAGCGUGCCCGAGCGGAUUACAAACGCGCUUACGCAGCGCUGCUGACGGUAGAUGGCGGAAGCGAGCAGGAGCUGAAACGCGCCUACUACGAGGCGCAUAACGCGUACAUUCUUCAAUUGAGAGCCACGAAUGCCAUCACAGAACGGUAUCAAUCGCAAUGCCUGCCCGGCCUGCUUGGCGAAAUAGCGGAAGUUUACGAGGAGUUAUGCGGAUUGGCUUGCAAAUGCAUGGUUGGCAUAUCGGAGGCUGCCGCGGAGCGGGCCAGGGAGCAGACAAAGCGUUAUCAGGCAGUUGCCAAAGAGGCUCAAGUUGUUGUGCCUAUGAACGAUUUGCAAAUCUUGGCACGAAACUUAUCAGCAACUGCAACCCCGUCCAAGAAACCCUCGAGGCGGCUUUUCGUGGCACCCGGCCCUCCUGAACAGGUUUCUAUGGAAAGAAUCAAUCAGAUACCUUCCCUGAGGGACGAGUUAGCCCCAACAGGAACAAGCACUCUGCCACUGAUGGAAGAUUUACGACGGGAAUACGAUAGUCUUACUCAAGAGAUCACUCGACUCCAGGACGCUUUGGAUGCGCUAAUUCGCAUGCAACGAAAGAGCGCUGAAAGCAAUCUGUACACGAAAGUGGCCGAGUUGCAAGAGGACAUCUCCAUGAAGCGUUUUGCACUCGGGGAGACGCAACUAUACCUUGCAGCUGUGCAAGCACAGAAAGAGCUGUUCGGGGCUGGGGAAGCCGGCCAACCGGAUGGGGUGAGCAGCCGGAAGAUGUCGAAUGGCUCUACCGGAAGCACCAAGCACAAAUGGUUGAAAGCAUUCAAGAGCUUGAAGACCAGCUCCCCGACGACUCCUCCAUCAGCUGACAAAGGGAAACAGGCGAUGUACCAUGCAGUUUCUACAGUCGUCGCCAUGUCCAGGAAAAGUUUGGAGUCGGAGGGUGGGCAUUCUUGGCGCGAGUACACGUAUCGAAAGAUAACUCCCUGCGAUGCCUGCGGCCAAGUGUUGCGGGGUCACAGCCGCCAAGGCGUCAGGUGUCGUGGUUGCAAGGCGAACGCUCACACCGACUGCAUCAACCUGGUGCAGCCGGCUAUGUGCCCGAGCGUUGCGCCCAAGAAGAGUGGCGGAAUCCCUCUUUUACGCCGGCAAAAGACCCAGGCACAGGUCGAUGAAACCGCAACUUCUGAAUACAACGUGGACGCCAUAUACCAGGUGCUGAAGCAGGCAGGCGAGAUCCGUGGAAACUCGACAAACUCACCACCUACGCCUCCCACAGCAGAUCAUCCUCCGGCACCUUCGUCAGCGAGGGCCUCCUCCCACCCUUGUUCCUCGUCCACCUCUGCGCCGCAUAGUCCACAACGUAGACGCGAGAGGCUGAAUCUAAGAAUGAAGAGUCUCAGCUUGGAUUCCCCGGAGGGUACUGCACACGUUCGACAUCGUCCACGAGAUUAUUAUGUCGGUGGACAAAGGGAAUCGACGCCACCCAGGCAUUCGGACAGUGGAAGCAUCAAUAGAUUAUCGCCAUGCAGUCCAGGCCAGAGCCACAACGUUCAUAAACACAUCAGAGGAGCCAUCAGAAUGUCCAGUAUGGAGCUGCCCGAUGAAAACGAGAAAUCUUAUUCGUCCGCAAGCACCUCACCCUGCCCCUCACCUCACACCAAUAAUCAAAAUCAUAUGAAUCCACCCGGGAAACGCGUAUUACCUCCCAACAAUCUCUACGUGGUGCUUUAUAACUUCGAGGCGCGACAUCGAGAUGAAUUAGAUUUAAAAGCUGGUUACAAAGUGACGGUAAUCGACAAAUCGGAGAAGGAUUGGUGGAAGGGAAAGUGUUUGGGCGGCCGAGUGGGUUACUUUCCCAGCGCGUACGUCAUGCGUGUGGAAUCCGGACAGAAAACACUUCAGGUUACCCGUAACUUGCAAUUGACCGACCAAAUAACCCUACUUCGCGAUCAGAUCGUGAUUCAGGUUGGCGAGGAGGUAGAUGGCGUGGCGAUGGUUCGCUGCGCGGCAGACGUGAGAUCAGCGGACCACACGGGCAAGGAGGGGGAGGUGUUGUACAAGGAAACUCUGUGCCCGUUGAAAUAUCUGCAGGAGGUGUGACAGCAACCUCGCCAGCCAAGCGAGCGACAGAAUCGCGCAAAUCUUCGUGAGAGAUUCUCGGCUUCGGCGCGACGUAACGCGGUUGAAAAGUACUACGAUUGCCUGCAAUGUGCCGAGCAGUGCCGCCACGUGACCGCUGUUGUCGUCAACAACAACAACAAUCCCGGCAUGACCGCGAACAAUAACAAUAAUUUGAAGCUGGUCAAGGCCGCGAAGGGGAACAAUCUGAUUCUGAAGGAGAACUAUAGAGCGGCGAAUAACACCAUAAACUCGUCAUCGUUGAAGGAGAAUGCGAAAAUUUUGGCACGUCUGGACGAGGGAAGAGUUUCGAAGAAUGCCAAGAGUGGUGGUAACAAUCUAGUGGCAGUGAGACCAACCGUGAAAAACCAACCGUUACCUCUAACCCCGGCCAAAAAGAGAUCGUCCCUGGCUCGUCCGGUUCGUGUCCACGAUUCCUUCGCUCAGCCGAGAAAGUUGUUGCCUAUGAAUUA